AUGGCUACGCCCUUUCGAUCCUUGCCAGUCACGGCACGGAAUAUAUCAGCAUCAUACCGAUCGGCUCUGCGACCAAAUGGCGUCAUUGCUCCUUUCCUCUAUCCGCUCAGCCAGCAACAAGUGCGCGGUGUGAAGAACAAUCCCCAAGCCAAAGGGAAGAAGGAUCAGAAUAAGUCGAAGAAGAAGAGCAACAAAGGUGCCCGUGACUAUCAACAGAAAGAUUUGAAAUUGAUUGAUCAGUAUGCACUGUGUGAUGCGAUGAGAUACAUCCGUGCUUUCGAGGUCGGGCGUGAUCGUGAAUCGGCAAAAUACGAAGUUCAUAUUCGACUCAAAUCCAGAAAGGACGGUCCAGUCAUUCGCAACAUGGUCCGAUUUCCUCAUGCUGUUCAAACCGAAUCCAGAAUCUGCGUUAUUGCGCCGCCCGGGUCAAAACACGCAAAGGAUGCCCUGGCAGCCGGCGCUUCCCUUGUGGGAGAGCAAGAAGUCUUUGAAAAUAUCAAAAAGGGAAUCAUCGAGUUCGAUCGGUGUAUAUGCCACACGGACAGUCUCGAUGCAAUGAACAAGGCUGGGUUAGGUCGAUUCCUUGGUCCUCGAGGUCUAAUGCCAAGUGUCAAAACCGGUACCGUCGUCGAUGAUGUUGGAAUCAGAGUACAGAUGCUACGGGGCGGUACCGUGUAUCGUGAAAGAGAUGCUGUGAUUCGAAUGCCAAUUGGACAAUUGGCCUUUUCGCCCGAUCAACUGCGCGAUAACUUGCGAGCUACCCUCGAGCAGGUCAAGAAAGAUGCCCUCCAGCUGAGUGACCGUGUUCCUAAGGAGAUAUAUGAAGUGGUGCUGAGCUCGACCAACGGCCCCGGCUUCAGUCUCAACGGAGACUUCAAAUCCGACGAUUCCCCCGAUGCAGCGUACUUGACGGGCUUGUAA
Talaromyces atroroseus is the source of this 921-nucleotide messenger RNA. RefSeq lists its product as hypothetical. The record is from RefSeq and is a predicted model, not a curated record. NCBI's taxonomy places the organism in Eukaryota, Fungi, Ascomycota, Eurotiomycetes, Eurotiales, Trichocomaceae. The coding region runs from base 1 to 921 and encodes 306 amino acids. The transcript has 3 exons.